AUGGCCAAUAAAUAUGAUGUGCAAAGGUUUCUCGAGAAAAAGUAUGCACACAGCCAAUCCUACUAUUACUCCAAGACUCUAAAUGAUUUUGUGAGUUCUGCAAGAACCUCCGAUGUGAUUGGGUUCUAUUAAGUUAUGGCCUAUCGAGAGGAUUCCGAAUAUCUAAAGCGAUUCUAUUGCUUAAGUAAGUAUGCAUUAUCGAUAAUCCUCAUUAGGUGAGGUGUUCCAAAAGCUUCGUCUCUUUACCGAAUACUACAAAUAUCACAACGAGAUACCUCGGUUCUUCAUGCCACAUUUAUGUCACAUUAUGAGCAAGUAUUUUAUUCAUAGACAUAGAUCAGUUAUCAUGAUAAGAGGAGAAGGAUCGAAUAUUAUAGGAUCAAGAGAAUCAUCGAAGAGGAAAAUAGAAAUAACCCCAAUAAACCCAAAAAGGCCAUUGUUGGAGACUCGCCCCAAGAAGCUGUUCCCACAUCUCCUAAACCCUAACAGGCAUAUAGCAAGAUCCUAUCUGGCAUUUAGGAUGCUUCCACAACUAUUGAAACCAUCAAUAAUAAAUUGAAUGCAUUAUAAAUUAAUGUUGGCGAGUUAAAUCUUUAGCCAUCUAAUCGAGAAUAAGAAUAGUUACAAAAUUUCAUUCAAUUUAUGGUAGACAAAUAAAAACUCAAGACUAUCACUCAACAUGUAUAACUGAACUCCCCUAAAACUUAUAAUAAACUCCCAAUAGGAGUAAGUCAACAGACCAUAAAACAAAUUAUAUCAAGAACUUAGAAAAAUUAAUAGACCUUUCACAUGUCCCCAAAAACAGGAACAGAUGCCCAAACUUAAAGUGGUCUCUAUACUUAAAGAAUCCUCAAAGGUCCUCUAUAGAAAAUGCUCACUCCUGCACAAAUCUACACUAUGAAUUCCCCGUCGAAUCACACUCACAAUAACACUGCCAUCCCAUAGAAAUCGAAGUACAUUUAAAUUUUAAGCUAGAAUAUCUUCAUCGAAAAAUCAUUAACAAAGUCUCUCGUUGUCAAAGCAAUUUAAAAUUAAUGAUGCAAUGCGUCUACCUUUACGAAUGCACCAACAUACUAGAUCUGAUGUUCGCAUUUACAGGAAAUGA
Paramecium octaurelia is the source of this 1105-nucleotide messenger RNA. The record is from the annotation of a GenBank genome assembly. NCBI's taxonomy places the organism in Eukaryota, Ciliophora, Oligohymenophorea, Peniculida, Parameciidae.